AGGCAUACUUAUUCCAGGCUUGGAAUUUCAGAGACCAGCAAUCUGCCUUUCUCUGCGCAAAGUGUCCGGAGAAAGCUGAAGCCCAGGGAUUGAGGCAGGAGGGACAGGCACACUUCCUCAGAGGACAAGACUCUCCUCCCGUUAACCAUUACCCAACUGCUUCCAAGCUUGCGUCUUGGAGGAGGCGGGACGUGGAGGGGUAGGUGGGAGGAUCAGCUGGUUUCCAUGGACCUUGUCCCUACACUGAGCACUGGGUCGCUGAUUCAACCAUGGAGGCAGCUGCAGGUAGGAAGCUGGGAGAAAUCCUCUGGAGGGGACUUUUGGGCAGAGGACAGAUUGAAAGGCGUUGGAACCAGAAUACAUUUGGCAAUGGGUCUUGUAGCCCUGGGGCAAGUAUACUGGAAGUCACGAGAGGAAAGGUGAGUGGGUACUUAUAUCUGCCUUCCUGGUCCACGCCCUGUACUGAUACGAUCAGAUUUCUGCGCCAAGGACCAAGGUGGGGAGGGGAAGUAAGGGAAGGGGAAAACCCUUUUGGAGCAGAACAGAGGUGAGCCCUGAACUUAGGGGUUCCCCUAAGUCCUUUCAGUUAACGACCAUGGAAGAGGAAUCUCAGGGGACAGAAUGUGCCUCUCCUCCCCUCACCCCUUCUUUGCCCAGCAGAUCCUCUGGACACCGCCUCCUUGACCCUGUAAGUGCCGUGUGCGAAGGGCUGGGGCAAGGAAAGGAGGGAAUUGAAGGUGGAGAAGCUCUUCAGUUGACAUUAAUGCCUCAACGUGAGCCCGGGAUCCAUGUCCAGAUAUCAGCUUUCUCCUAUCUAUGUCCCUUGCCUCCUUGCAGGAAGUUUGAGUUUAACCCAAAGCUGGGCAUUGAUAAUCCUGUUCUUUCCUUGGCUGAAGACCUCGACCCCUCUGAUCUCUGGAGCCUAGAACGGCCUCGCUUCUGUCUGCUGAGCAAAGAGGAGGGCAGGAGUUUUGGCUUCCACCUGCAGCAGGAGCGGGGCACGGUCGGGCAUGUAGUGUGCAGGGUGGAGCCAGGCACUUCUGCCCAGCGCCAGGGUCUUCGGGAAGGAGAUCGUAUCCUGGGGGUGAACAACCAUGUUGUGGAACAUGAAGACUAUUUGGUGGUGAUACGCCGCAUCCGGGCCAGCAGUCCGCGGGUGUUGCUAACGGUUUUGGCCCGGCACGUGCACGACGUGGCCCGAGCUCAGCAGGGGAACAACAACCACCUCUGUCCUACUCUUAGCCCGGGGGUCCGGCCCCGGCUGUGCCACAUAGUGAAAGAUGAGGGUGGCUUUGGCUUCAGUAUCACCCAAGGACGUCGGGGUCCUUUCUGGUUGGUGCUGAGUACUGGAGGGGCAGCGGAGCGGGCAGGGGUGCCCCCUGGGGCCCGACUGCUAGAAGUGAAUGGGGUCAGCGUGGAGAAGUUCACACAUAACCAACUCAACAGGAAGCUUUUUCAGAGUGGCAAGGAGGUGACCCUGCUGGUGGCAGGGCCAGAGGUGGAGGAACAGUGUCGCCAGCUGGGAAUGCCCCUGGCUGCACCCUUGGCAGAGGGCUGGGCACUGCCCAACAGACCCCGCUGUCUGCAUCUAGAGAAAGGGCCCCAGGGCUUCGGGUUCGUGCUCCGGGAGGAGAAGGGUCUUGAUGGUCAUCUCGGUCAGUUCCUGUGGGAGGUGGACCCAGGACUGCCAGCAGAGAAGGCCGGGAUGCAGGCUGGGGACCGGCUGGUGGCUGUGGCUGGGGAGAGCGUUGAGGGGCUGGGCCACGAGGAGACAGUGUCCAAGAUCCGGGCGCAAGGCUCCUGUGUCUCGCUUGUUGUGGUGGACCCCAAGGCUGACCGCUUCUUCAGCAUGGUUCGCUUGUCCCCACUCCUCUUCCUGGAGAGCACGGAGGCUCCUGACUCUCCCCAGGUCACCCUCUCAGCCUCUCUGACUGAGACCGAGGACCCACCAGUUGAAGAUACAAUGGUAGCCCCUGUCCCUUGCGGCUUCCGCCAGUGCUUCCUGUACCCUGGGCCUGGAGGUGGCUAUGGCUUCCGACUGAGCUGCGUGGCCAGUGGGCCUCAUCUCUUCAUCUCUCAGGUGACCCUAGGAGGCUCGGCUGCCCAGGCAGGGCUGCAGUUGGGAGACGUGAUUCUGGAAGUGAAUGGGUAUCCUGUGGGUGGAGAGAAUGACCUGGAAACGCUUCAGCAGCUGGCUGAGGCCGAGCCACCCCUACGCCUGAAGCUAGCAGCCAGGCCUCACCAGAGCUUGGAAGCCUGGAUUUCACCAAGGUCUGGAGAGGACUGGGCCCUAGACUCAGAUGUGCUAUAGCACUCCCGUGCCUGGCACAGAUUUGCCCAAGCUUUCCUGACUUCACUCUCUGGCCUGAGGUGGUAGGAGCUGAGAUGCUCUCUAUAAACCAGAAGUGGCAGCUCUAGGACUCUGGAAUCUUCCAGUCACAGGAUGGCCCAGGGUCUACCUCCCUUCCUAUGAGGGCCCACCCUCCCAGAAGAGGGUGUGGUUAGAGGUUGCAGGUGGGCCCAAUAGGGAGUCUCCUCUCUGAUUCCAGAGGGAGUCAUCUGGGAGCCUUGGGAACGGUUCUUCAAGGAGGAAGCUCUGUCUGAGAUGAGUGCUGUGAUUUUAUGAUUUAUAACAGGAAAUAUGUAUUUGGUUUUCAUACCCUUUCUUGGCACAGAGGUCCUAAAGCCCUUGGAAUUUCCUAAGUAAUAAAAAUGAUAAAGGUAUUUUCUGUUACUGUUAAUAAGCCCCUUCAACCACACCUACCUUUGUUAAUGAGGUGAAUUUGGAAAGCACUUAAGGAUGGGGCACUGGUUGCAGGGGAACCAAUCAUGUGUUUAGAAGGUUAGAACUUUCAGUUCCAUCCCUACCCCUACCCUCACCCUCCUGGGAGGGGAGAGGGGAUGGAGGGUGAAUGAAUCAUCAAUAAUCAAUGGAUUAAUCUAUAUAACGAGACCUCCACAGAAACCCGAAAGGACAGAUAUGGAGAGCUUUCCGGGUUGCUGAAUGCGUGGAGGUGCUGGGGGGUGGCUCACCUGGGGAGGUCAUGGAUCCUCCAAGCUCAUACCCUGCCCCGUGUAUCUCUUCCAUCUGGCUGUUCCUGAGUUGUGUUCUUUACAAUAAACUGGUAAUCCAGUAAGUAAA
Vicugna pacos (alpaca) is the source of this 3142-nucleotide messenger RNA. It is a transcript of the gene NHERF4, whose product is annotated as NHERF family PDZ scaffold protein 4. Gene Ontology annotation, cellular component: apical plasma membrane. Gene Ontology annotation, molecular function: signaling receptor binding; protein-membrane adaptor activity. NCBI's taxonomy places the organism in Eukaryota, Metazoa, Chordata, Mammalia, Artiodactyla, Camelidae. The record is from RefSeq and is a predicted model, not a curated record. Gene Ontology annotation, biological process: protein localization to plasma membrane.